This is a messenger RNA of Magnolia sinica, 768 nucleotides long. RefSeq lists its product as uncharacterized. Lineage: Eukaryota; Viridiplantae; Streptophyta; Magnoliopsida; Magnoliales; Magnoliaceae. The record is from RefSeq and is a predicted model, not a curated record. The coding region runs from base 58 to 645 and encodes 195 amino acids. The transcript has 2 exons.
AAUCAAGAGAGGUAGUGGUGGCGGUGGUCUUGGUGUUGGCGUUGGUGGAGCAGGGCAAUGCAGAGCGUGGGCCCCACCACGACCGCCGUGCCUAGGAGGGUGAUGGUCGUGGCGGAUCCCCGCCCUGAGUCGGAGGGCGCGCUGGAGUGGGCCCUCUCGCACGCUCUGCUCGCACGCGACGAACUAAUCCUCCUCCACGUGGAGCCCAACAGCUCGCGGCGCCACUCUUUCGCCACGUUCCUCAAGCGCCCGCCGACGGUGCCAGGCCAAGCCGAUCCCUCUUCUGUGGAAGGCGGGGACUACGAGUUCCUGGACGAUAUGAGGACGACGUGCCUGGCUUUGCAGCCCAGGGUCCAGGUCCAGGUCGAGAGGGUUGAUAUGGACGGCCGAGAUAAGGCUUCGGUUAUCCUCCUGCAAGCCAAGGUUUUCUCCGUCGAUCUCAUCGUCAUUGGCCAGCGUCGCCAUUUCUCCCAGAUCUUCCUCGGGGGUAAACUAGGUGGAAAAUCGGCGAAUAAAGCACCAGAUACGGCCGAGUAUUUGAUAGAGAACAGCAAGUGCCUGUGUGUAGGAGUUCAAAAGAAAGGGCAGAAAGCAGGCUAUGUUCUCAACACUAAGACUCGUAGGAACUUUUGGCUUCUUGCAUAGACAGCACUCUUCCUUCUUUUGCUUCUCCCCCUCCUUUCAAUCUCCUCUUUGUGGAGGAAAUUAUCAUAUCUUGUCUUCUUUUUUCUUUCUUUUUUCAAUGCAUGUGUUUGCAUGGUUGAAUGC